This is a messenger RNA of Lactuca sativa (garden lettuce), 465 nucleotides long. Lineage: Eukaryota; Viridiplantae; Streptophyta; Magnoliopsida; Asterales; Asteraceae. The record is from RefSeq and is a predicted model, not a curated record.
AUGAUAUGUUUGGUAUAUGACGGCUAUGGAGCUUCCACAACCACCCUCGUGUUCAUCACUUGCAUUUGGGUCCCGUUUCUUCAAGCCAAACAUGUAUUUUUUGAAAUCUUAUCGACCCUGAUGAUGAUCUUUCCCCAACAUGAUCAUUAUCAUCAGCUUCAUGAUGAUAAUGAUCAUCAUCAUCAUGAUGAUCAUCAUCAUGGAAACCUUUGGAAGAUCAUUUCAAAUGCCUACAAUCUUUCAACUCUUCAAUUUCGUGAUAUUGCUAUCGAAGACAGUGGAACCACUAGAAGAGAGGUGGACGACACCUGCUCCAUUUGCUUGGCUGAGUUCAAGGACGAGGAUGCAGUGAGUCAACUCAACCGUUGUUGUCAUGUGUUCCAUACAUGUUGCAUAGAGAGAUGGUUAACUCGUGACAACUUCACAUGCCCACUUUGUAGAUCUAACUUGUUGCAUUUAGGAUGA